Messenger RNA from Magallana angulata, 5270 nucleotides. RefSeq names its product probable global transcription activator SNF2L2. Gene Ontology annotation, cellular component: nucleus. The transcript is spliced from 34 exons. Gene Ontology annotation, biological process: positive regulation of transcription by RNA polymerase II. The record is from RefSeq and is a predicted model, not a curated record. Gene Ontology annotation, molecular function: ATP-dependent chromatin remodeler activity; histone binding; DNA binding. NCBI's taxonomy places the organism in Eukaryota, Metazoa, Mollusca, Bivalvia, Ostreida, Ostreidae. Bases 16 to 5055 code for a protein of 1679 amino acids.
UAACCUUGAGGUGCUAUGGCCUCAGGGGACGAUGGGGGGAUGAUGCGGGCAACUCCCCCAGGUCCAGCAUACCCUCCCCAGCAACAACAGCAAGAAAACGUACAGAAGAUACACAAGGCUAUGAAUCAAAUGGAAGAGAAGGGAAUGCAAGAUGACCCAAGGUAUGCACAGUUAGCAGCCAUGGCUGAUAUGGCCAGAAACCCAGGGAUGCCAAGCCAGCACCAUAGUAUGGGCCACCAGAGAAUGGGAGACUACCAGGGCAACAUGAUGCAAGGCCCACCCCAUAGUAUGAGUGGUGGAUCUCAGAGCAUGGGAGGAGGGUCACAAAACAUGGGCGGCAGCCAACCAAAUAUGAUGCAAGGAAUGGGUGGUCCUCAACAUAGAAUGGGAGGAAUGCAGCCAAUGCCACACCAGGGACAGAAUAUGAAUCAAGGAAUGCCACCUCAAGGCCAAGGAAUGGGUCAGGGAAUGGGUCCACAGGGACAAAGUAUGGGCCAAGGAAUGCCACCACAGGGUCAAGGAAUGGGUCAAGGGAUGCCACCUCAAGGACAGAACAUGGGACAAGGAAUGCCACCGCAAGGACAGAACAUGGGGCAAGUGAUGCCUCCACAGGGCCAGGGCAUGGGUCAGGGAAUGCCCAGUAAUAACCCUGCCAUGAAUAAUCCAAUGAUGUCUGGAUCAAGUGCUGGAGGUAAUUACAAUCCCAUGGGAGGACAAGGAAUGCAUGGGAAUUCCAGUAUGGCUGGCCAAAGUAAUAUGUCAGGAUCUCAGCCAAUGAACACAGGAAUGGGGUCAAACUCUCCACAUCCUAUGCCACAGGGAGGGGCCAUGCCACACAAGAUGGGAGGAAGCAUGCCACCAAUGGGGGGUCCUAACAGGCCAGAUCAGCAAGGACAACCAAACAUGCCAAAUCAAAUGGGUGGACCUGGAGGAUCCCAAGGUUCAGGAAGACAAACUGCCUUCAAUCAACAGCAACUGUCUCAGCUAAGAGCUCAGAUAAUGGCAUACAAACUACUGUCCAGAAACCAACCUAUCCCAGAUAACAUAAGAAUGGCAAUAGAGGGGAAACGAGGGCCUCAAAUGCAGAGACCCCCAGAUCCAAGUGGUAGACAACCACCAGGGCAGGUCCCAAACUCUCAAGCUCCUCACAACCAGGCCUUUAACUCGGGCUUCUCUGGGGGACAAAUGACACAAGCCCCACCCAACACCAGCGCAGGGCAGCUCCCCCAGAGACCACCUGGUCAGCAGCAAGGUGGUUCUCAAGCAGGCCCACAUGGGGCCGCUCAUCCGCCAUCCUCUCAGUCCGUCAUGCAACAGAAACAGAGCAAGAUUGCUCCUGUUGCCAAGCCACAGGGACUUAAUCCUAUUGACCUACUGAAUGAAAGGGAAAACAGAAUUGCAGCAAGAAUUUCUAGUAGAAUUAAGGAACUGCAAGACCUGCCUGCUACAAUGCCAGAAGAUAUGAGAACUAAAGCUAUGAUUGAACUGAGGGCAUUGAGGCUUCUAAACUUCCAGAGACAGCUAAGGAGUGAGGUUGUUUCAUGCAUGAGAAAGGAUACUACACUAGAAACUGCACUGAAUACUAAAGCCUACAAGAGAAACAAGAGACAUUCCCUACGUGAAGCCAGAGUCACUGAGAAAUUAGAGAAACAGCAGAAAAUUGAACAGGAAAGAAAGAGGAGGGCCAAACACCAGGAAUAUCUGAAUGCUGUUCUGCAACAUGCAAAGGAAUUCAAAGAAUUCCAUCGCAAUGUUACCAAUAAGGUUGGAAAACUCAAUAAAGCCAUGAUGGUUCAUCAUGCCAACACAGAAAGGGAACAGAAAAAAGAACAAGAAAGAUUAGAGAAAGAGCGUAUGAGGAGACUUAUGGAGGAAGAUGAAGAAGGGUACAGGAAGCUGAUUGACCAGAAGAAGGACAAGCGUCUUGCUUAUCUGCUGGCCCAGACAGACGAGUAUAUAUCUAACCUGAUGACACUGGUGGCUCAGCACAAAGAGGACCUGAAGAAAAAGAAACAGAAGCGUCGCAAGAAGAAGAGGGAAGAUAAGGCAGAGGAUGGGGAUUCUAACAUGAGUGAGAUGAGAGUGUCUGUUAUUGAGACAUCCACUGGCAAAGUACUCUCAGGAGAUGAUGCCCCAUUGACAAGCCAACUGGAAACCUGGUUGGAACUGAAUCCUGGUUAUGAGGUAGCUCCUCGUGACGAUGGAGAAGAAUCGGGAUCUGGAGACGAGGAAGAGGAAGAGCCUGAACAGGAAGAAUCUUCUUUACUUGCAAAGCCAGAGAAGAUGCUGCCCAAGCUCACAAGUCCUGAUGACAUUGAUGAAGGCAUGGCCAAGGAAGUCAUUACACAAGCUUCCCAAGAAGUAGACGAUGAGUACCAUCGCAGUGCCACCAAGGCUGAGGAGAAGAGCUACUACUCUGUGGCUCACACUGUGCAUGAACACGUCACAGAACAGGCCUCUAUCAUGGUCAAUGGCAAACUGAAGGAGUACCAGAUAAAAGGAUUGGAAUGGUUGGUGUCCUUGUAUAACAACCAUUUGAAUGGAAUCCUGGCCGAUGAAAUGGGCCUCGGGAAGACCAUUCAGACCAUUGGACUGAUUACUUAUCUGAUGGAACGGAAAAAAGUCAAUGGUCCCUUCUUGAUUAUUGUGCCCCUGUCGACAUUAUCAAAUUGGGUGCUGGAGUUUGAAAAAUGGGCCCCAUCUGUAGUUAAGAUUGCUUACAAAGGAUCGCCUACAACUAGACGCUUGCUGGUGCCACAGUUAAAGGCUGCCAAGUUUAAUGUACUACUUACAACAUACGAGUACAUCAUUAAGGACAAAGCUGCUUUGUCUAAGUUGAGGUGGAGAUACAUGAUCAUUGAUGAGGGACAUCGUAUGAAGAAUCACCACUGUAAACUGACACAGGUGUUGAACACCCAUUACUGCGCACCCCACCGCCUCCUUCUGACUGGAACACCUUUACAGAACAAAUUGCCAGAGUUGUGGGCCCUGUUGAACUUUUUGCUACCAAGUAUCUUCAAGUCCUGCUCUACAUUUGAGCAGUGGUUCAAUGCUCCAUUUGCCAUGACUGGAGAAAAGGUUGAGCUGAAUCAGGAAGAAACCUUGCUGAUUAUCCGACGUUUGCACAAGGUCUUGAGACCUUUCUUACUCCGUCGUCUUAAGAAAGAGGUGGAGUCACAGCUUCCUGAUAAGGUGGAGUAUGUGAUCAAGUGUGAAAUGUCUGCCCUCCAGAGAUGUGUGUAUAGACAUAUGCAGGCCAAAGGAAUUCUGCUUACUGAUGGGUCAGAAAAAGAUAAGAAGGGCCGUGGUGGAUCUAAGGCCAUGAUGAACACGAUCAUGCAGCUGAGGAAGAUUUGUAAUCAUCCUUUCAUUUUCCAACAUCUGGAGGAAGCCAUUGCAGAACAUCAAGGAGGCACUGGUGCCUCUAUCAGUGGACCUGACUUGUAUAGAAGCUCUGGCAAGUUUGAGUUCUUGGACCGUGUACUGCCCAAGCUGAAGACUCUAAACCACCGUGUCUUGCUUUUCUGUCAGAUGACAUCACUGAUGAGUAUACUGGAGGACUAUUUCUUGUACAGAGGAUAUAGAUACCUGCGUCUGGAUGGAACAACAAAAUCUGAAGAUCGUGGACAACUGCUAGAGUUGUUCAACCAGAAGGAUUCCCCUUACUUCUUAUUCUUAUUGAGUACCAGGGCUGGGGGCUUAGGUCUGAAUCUGCAGGCUGCAGACACCGUCAUCAUUUAUGAUUCAGAUUGGAAUCCUCAUCAGGAUCUCCAAGCUCAAGACAGAGCUCACAGAAUUGGACAGAAGAACGAGGUCAGAGUGCUGCGUCUGAUGACUGUGAACUCAGUGGAGGAGAAGAUCCUGGCAGCCGCUCGCUUCAAACUGAACGUCGAUGAAAAGGUCAUUCAGGCCGGUAUGUUUGACCAGAAGUCCCGGGGCUAUGAGCGGCAGCAGCUUCUACAGUCCAUUCUGGAACAGGAAAAUGAGGAAGUGGAGUGUGUGCCAUUCGAAAAUCUAAACGAAAAGGAAGAGGAUGAAGUUCCUGAUGAUGAGACUAUCAAUCAGAUGUUGGCAAGAUCUGAGGACGAGUUUGACCUUUACCAGAAAAUGGAUAUUGAGAGAAGAAGAGAAGAGGCCAGAAAUCCAAACCGAAAGCCGCGCUUGAUUGAGGAAGCCGAGUUGCCAACAUGGAUUCUGAAAGAUGAAAAGGAGGUCGAAAGGUUGACUUACGAAGAGGAGGAGGAUAAAUUAUUUGGAAGAGGAUCGCGACAGAGAAAGGAGGUUGAUUAUUCUGACUCUCUUACAGAGAAACAAUGGAUCAAGGCUAUUGAGGAAGGCAAUUUAGAUGAAGUUGAAACCGUAAAGCAGAAAUCAAAGAAACCCAAAAAGAGAAAGCCAGAGAAAGAUGAGGAAUCAAAGCCCAAAAAGAAGCGAGGUCGUCCCCCAGUGGAGAAACUCCCACCCAACCCCCGCAAGCUGACCUCUAUAAUGAAGAAGAUACUGGAUGUUGUACUCAACUACAAAGACAGAGAUGACAGAGUCCUGAGUGAAGCAUUCUUCCAGCUGCCAUCAAAGAAAGAUUUGCCAGAGUACUAUGAGAUCAUUGCAAAGCCUGUGGAUUUUAAGAAAAUCAAGCAAAGAAUUCGAGAUCACAGAUAUCGCAGUCUGGAUGACCUGGAGACAGACGUUAUGCUUCUGUGUGAGAAUGCUCAGUCUUACAACAUUGAGGGAUCACUGAUCUAUGAGGACUCCAUUGUUUUGAAAUCAGUGUUUACUAGUGCCAGGGAGAGGCUGGAGAAGGAAGGCGUGACCUACUCAGAUGAUAACAGCAGCAGUAAUGAGGAAGAUGAGGGAGAGGAUGAGGAUGGCAAGGGAGAGGAUGAGGAGGAGGAAGAGGAAGAUGAGGAUGGUGCAUCUUCAAGCAAAAAACACAAAAAAGACAAGUCCAAGAAGAAAAAAGAUAAGGCAGAGAGUUCUAAAAAGAGAAAAUCUCGUGGCAAGGCUAAGCCUGUAAUCAGUGAUGAAGAUGAUGAAACAGAUGAGGACUAUGAAUGAGUGACAGAAGACAGUGAAAAGUACAAUGGCCAGGCGCUGUGUGAUUCAGGACUUAUCUUGAGUUUUGACUAUAUUAUACUACAUAAUUAUAUUGAUCUAUUUUGUAUACAUGUAUGUAAAGCUGUGUUCAGUGUAAUCAAUUAUCAUUGUUUAGUGACCAUUGUUUUGUUGAUUCAGUGCAAUGACAUAAGUAAAUAAAGUGUAGUAACAAUGUC